Phycodurus eques (leafy seadragon) is the source of this 1802-nucleotide messenger RNA. It is a transcript of the gene tmem106c, whose product is annotated as transmembrane protein 106C. Bases 143 to 985 code for a protein of 280 amino acids. The transcript has 8 exons. Lineage: Eukaryota; Metazoa; Chordata; Actinopteri; Syngnathiformes; Syngnathidae. The record is from RefSeq and is a predicted model, not a curated record.
GACGUGAAGGCAACACGACAACUGCCUCAGCGAAGACACGCCGAAUGCUCCUCGUGCUGCUGUGAUGGGAACAAACUGACAAGGUAGACGCGUCCGUCUUUAGAGAGACAGAAACCCGACGGAGGCAAGAGAGCCGCCCGCCAUGGGGAGCGCGUUGUCUCGCCGCUGCGGCAGCAGACUGUCGUCGAUCCUGCCGCGGAGGCCGAGCUCCGGGCGGCGAGGUGAAAAAGAGACGCGGGCAGAGAGAGACGACGACGACGACGACGACACCUUGGACGGGCUUGUCAGGAGCGAAGACAUGGCCAAGUUUCCUUACGUGGAGUUCACUGGCAGAGACAGCAUCACGUGCCCGGCGUGCCAAGGAAGUGGACGCAUUCCCUCAGAGCAAGUCAAUGAACUUGUUGCAUUGAUCCCGUAUACCGACCAAAGGCUGCAGCCUCAAAGAACCAAACUCUACGUGGUUCUGUCCGCCGUGUUGUGUUUCCUUGCCUCUGUGCUGGUGGCCUUCUUCCUUUUCCCGCGAUCGGUGAUCGUGGUGGAUGAUGGGAUAAGUGUGGUGACGGUGCACUUCGACCCUCCCAGCUACAAGGUCCAGAUGAACUUGACGAGCACACUUAACUUCAGCAACCCCAACUUCUUCUCGGUGCUGGUGCAGAGUGUCAGCUGUCAAGUGCUCUACAUGAAGAAGGUCAUCGGUACGCAUCAUCUGAACAACGUCACCACCGUUUUACCACUUAGCGAGCGUCAGGUGAACUACACAGUCAGCGUGGAGAUUGGCAGUAGUGCGGCGUACGUCUUUGCCUUCUGCACCAUGCGCAGCAUCAAGGUCCACAACAUCGUUGUUUUUAUGCAAACCUCCGUAAAAACCUCACACAUGGUGCGAACGUCGCAGAACAGCCUGGAAGCGUAUCACUACGUCAACUGUGGCUCCAACACCACAUACCAACACUGGCACCACUUCUCGGCCCACAGCCAUCUCUCGUAACGACAGAAAUGAGGAGGGUUAGAGCUUUCAUUCUCUGGAGCGAUGGCCGAAGCUCACGCAAAAUCUGGUUCCGUGGCCAGACUGUCUCUUGAACUUAGCAGCUUCCUGAAGAAGGUUAGCUGUUCAAUGUUUCCUUAUUUCUUUUUUUUUGGGGGGGGGGGGAUUCUGGUACCACAAACAAAGUACUCACAUUGCAGCUAUAAAGUAUAUAUCAUUGCACAGUUGCUGGGAUGUUUAGAAAUUAACCCAUCUGUAGCUGUCAACUAAAGGCUUUUGUUGAAAAUAAGUACUGCUGCAGUUUCAAGGGAAAACCUAUUUGUAAAUCAAUAGUGCUUUGUAAAUGCUGCAUAUUGUUACAAAUGUUACUCCUGCUGUAUUAAGUACAGUAGUAUGAAGCUGAAAACCAUUUCUAUAACCUACAGUGCUCGUUUUUCAACUUGUGCACAUUGCUAUUUUUGAUUAGGAUGAAGUGAAGCUACACUCUUGCCUCAAAACUGCAUUUGAACGGUUUUGGAUAGCAUCAUAAACCAAAUUUGUACAAAAUUACGAGCCAAUCACACUGGAGAAUCUACUUCUGCUGUUAACAGCAUUUUGCCUCAUCCUGCAUGUGUGUUUUACUUGAAUCCUGUGUGGUUAAUCAGGAUCUCUGUCUAGAUUUAUGGGUGUACACAAUGUUUUUGAUGGGGGUGCUAUUUGUACAAUUAUGCUUUGUCUGACUGACACAUUUUAGCAGAUGUUUUAAAAAUAAUGACUUCAAUAUGUGUUCCAAGGCUAAAGAAGCAUCAACGGAAAUGUCAAUAAAUACUAUUAAUGUUAA